This is a messenger RNA of Arabidopsis lyrata subsp. lyrata, 721 nucleotides long. Its product is annotated as S-protein homolog 9. The transcript is spliced from 2 exons. The record is from RefSeq and is a predicted model, not a curated record. Lineage: Eukaryota; Viridiplantae; Streptophyta; Magnoliopsida; Brassicales; Brassicaceae. The coding region runs from base 143 to 598 and encodes 151 amino acids.
AAAGAGUAUAAAAAAAAAACAAUAAAAUGAAUGAAGUUAAAUAUAUUAACAAUUAUGGCGUUUACUUAUGCAUAUACAUACAUGUGUGUGAAAAGUAUAUAAAUACAUACUCAUGUAAUGAGAAAAAAAUAAAUUAACAAAGAUGGGAAAAAUUCUUAUAUGCUUCCUUUUCUUAUUUUCCAUCUCCAUUCAGAAAAUAGACUCUAUUCUUACAUUUAGGCAUUACAACAUCGAAAUUUCGAAUCAUCUUGCAAGUAACAAACUGCUUAUGAUCAAUUGUAGAUCCGGUAAAGAUAAAGGAACCAAAGUUGAAUUUCUUCCCGUUAAUGAUGUAUGGACAAUCAAAUUCACAGUUUACCCAAGAACUUUGAUAUGGUGCAACUUAUGGAUGGGACCUAAUUAUGUGCAUCAUGUGAGGUUUAACGCAUUUCUUGGGAAAGAAAGUUUUAUACAUGAUAUAUGUGGAGGUAGGAAACCUAACGUAUGUUUUUGGCAAGCGCAAGAAGAUGGAAUAUAUGUACGCAAUAAUGCAGCCGGAACCUUUAAGUUAAUGUAUAAAUGGGAUACUAUAAAUAAAUUAGAGACUUCUUUUCAAUGAGACAGAUUUUGGUUUAAACCAAGAUAAAAUAAAUAAUGUGGUAAUCUAUUAAUAUUUCGUUUAGUAGAAUGUGUUGUUUUUCGAUCUUUAAGAGUAAGAGUUUGUUGAGAAAUGAUUUAAUUA